GCGGCAGCGCGCUCCGGCUUUACGACAGUGACGUCAUCGGGCAGCUGCUUCUCUUAACCUAUGUUUCUUCCCGCCACUAGAUGGAAGUGACGCUCCGUUACAACAGAGAGAGUCUGUCUUCCUUCACCGGCUGCAGCAACACACCUUGUGAAGAUGAGCAGCCAAGGAUCAGAGCAGCACUUCACAGACCCUCCUCCUCCUUGUUCUCGCACCAGUACUUGGUGUCAGAUGGAGCAGAUAACUUUUUGAUUGCCUUCUGGUCAUUCCGGGAAGUGGAGGAGCAGAAAAACGCAGGAAGGUAAAGAGUAAGAAAGAGAAGGAGAGCAGUGUCCCAGUGCUCUUCAUCGUCAUUACAACCACCAUCAUCAUCAAAAAGGUCUUGCCCUUUGAAAGAUGUUCCCUGGUCCAGGACUACUUCCUGCGUCACAGCGGCCUCUUCACCUUUAGAAGACGCAGCUAGAGGACCUGGGGCGUCAUCAGAACCUGCUGAUAUCUUCACACACAAUUUAGCUGCAUGCAUAGACGGCACCCUCCUGCCCGACACCCGGAGCUGCCUCGUCUAGCAGCCGCACUCGCAGGGCUCUUUACGCGCCGCUGGAUGCUUCAGCUCCUCUGUCCGCGGCGCCACCAGCUCAUCACACCGACGCUCCCGUGAGGCUUCGGCGUCGCUCUGCAUUCCUGUGGACUGGACUCUCACUUCAUCCAGAAACGUGCAGCAGGAUGCAGGGCGUACUGCCUGUGCGUGGAGUGCAGCCCCUGCUGGCCCUCCUUCUGCUUCAGAGUGUGGGCUGUGGCUUAACCAAUGCUGACACUGUGGUGAAUAUGCGGAAGGUGACCCAUCAGACCAUUACAGAAGAGCUGUCCAAAACCAUUCUCCUGCCCUGUCUCUUCACCCUCCGCCCCAGUUCAUCCCAUGAGCCCCCCAGGAUCAAGUGGACCAAGGUCUGGGGCCAGAGAGGCUCCGAUGGCCUGCAGAAGGAACAGUCGGUCCUGGUUGCCAGAGACAAUGUGGUCAAGGUGAAGAAGGCCUUCCAGGGUCGUGUGACACUGCCUGGUUACAACGAGAACCGCUACAAUGCCAGUCUCGCUCUGUCAGGACUACGUUCUAGCGACUCCGGUCUGUACCGCUGUGAGGUGGUGGUGGGCAUCAAUGACGAGCAGGACACCGUUCCCCUGGAGGUCACCGGUGUGGUGUUUCACUACCGGGCCCCCCAUGACCGCUAUGCCCUCUCCUUCGCCGAUGCCAAGAGGGUGUGUAUAGAGAACUCAGCAGUCAUCGCAACGCCGGGCCAGCUGCAGGCCACCUUCGCUGAUGGAUAUGACAACUGUGAUGCCGGUUGGCUGUCCGACCAGACCGUACGGUACCCCAUCCAGUCGCCUCGGCCCGGUUGCUAUGGCGAUCGCGAGGACUCACCUGGAGUCCGUAACUACGGCGAUAGGUCCCCUGAUGAGCUGUUUGAUGUCUACUGCUUUGCUAAGCAGCUUCAAGGUGAAGUCUUCCACUCCGCCGUGCCGGAGAAGUUGAGCCUGGCCACAGCCUCCACCCACUGCCACUCCCUGGGAGCCCAGCUUGCCACCGUCGGGCAGCUCUACCUCGCCUGGCAGGCCGGCCUGGACCAGUGCGACCCCGGCUGGCUGGCCGACGGCAGCGUACGCUACCCCAUCAACGUCCCGCGGAAGAACUGCGGCGGGGACGAGCCCGGGGUGCGGACAGUCUACAACAACCCCAACCGCACUGGCUUCCCUGACACCACAGCCCUGUUUGAUGCCUACUGCUACGGAGCCCACCAGACGGUGGGGGUCCAGGCUGCAGAGGCGCAGGCUUUGCACCAGACUGCCAACCCACCAGUCGAGGCCACCUCUUCAGCAACUGAAGCCCAGCAUAGUCCCCACUUUCCCGAAACAUCGACCUGGACUGGCUUGGUUGACUUGGAACGCGAGGGAGUCAAUUCGCUUGCGGUAUUCAACGGCUCCUCUGAGAUCUCUGAAGAGCAUGUGGUCAUCCACUUAACGCCAGAGGAGGGCUGGCAUGGAAAACAAGAUGGAAGCAGAACUAGCCAGGGGGAGUCUGAUGGCGAGGGUAGCAACACCUUGGGCCUUGAGCUUGAUGUCAAGACCCAGAAGAGUCAUGGAGGCUCUGCUCAUGAAGAAGAAGAUGAUGGAACUCUUGGAUCAUCCGACACCCCGACCUUAUCCUCCACAGCUUCUUCCACCCCCGAGCCUCAAACUAGCAACAGCGUUUUGGCGGAGUUUGUCCACACUCUGAUGAGGCCCUUUAAAUACUGGACUGGAGGUGAAAAGUCAGUGCUCGAGGGAAAAGCGGGAGACAACCAGACUCAGGGAGAAGCAUCCAGCAGAAACCUGAGUGUACCAAAACCCAUUGGAAACAAGGGCAGCAUGGACAACGCCAUCCCGGAGCACAGGAGUGGUGGUUUCUCCUUCAGGGAUCCUUCCAGUGGACUACAGAGUCCAGAGGAAGGUCUGUCAGAGCAGGAGAAAGAGGUCGUACCACUGAUUCGAUUAGUGCCUGCAGUCCAAAUCGCAGGGCCGAGUGACACCACGACGCAACCAGGAGAGCGAGCCUCCAGCCCUGCUCCCACCAUUAACGAAUUCACUGCACCAGGUCCUAAGGAGAGCUCGCCACCCGGCGAACAUGUCAGUGUAUCUGGUCCUCAAGGUCCCAGAGGAGGCUCAGCCUUUGCUCCUGCCCCCAGCAGCCACUUCCGGUGGGCCAUCAAAUCCAUGCGUGGCUCCAAACUAGGCCCCCCCGGAAAUGUGGCCUAUGUGGGUAAACGUCCCACCUGGGAGCCCAUGGAAGCCAAAGCAGGGCCACUCGAGGUGAUGACCCUGCCCACCUCCCUUCAACAGGACAACCCGGAAAACUAUUCAGGCCAGGGGAGGGACCAGGAUGGAGAGGAUGUUAACACCCCAUCUGCUGCCAGAACUGGAUCAGGAGAGGACAAGGAGAUCGAGGGGAGCGGUGAGGGGAACAACUUUCCUGGUGGAUUUGGAUUGAAAGCCAGCGAUGUGGACCGCAGUAGUCAUGAAUCACAGUCGUCACUCAGCCAGAGUCAAGCUGAGCUUGUGACUGUGGCAGAACACACCACACUGUCCCAGUGGCAGCUAGUCCAACAGCCCACCACCCUACCUCAGGGCUCCCAGGAGCCUGACACAGCAGAGGAGGCCAGGGGGGAGAUCCUUUACGUCCGCAGACCUACUGAAAACCUCUCGUCUGCUUCUUCACGAAGAGGAGAGGGUAGUUCAAAUUCAGGCUCCACUCCUGUUUUUUGGAAGCACAACGAAGGCAUGAGCAGAAAGGAGGAAGUCACUUCCAUGCCUGAAUCCCUAAUGGAGGUGCUGACCACCUCUGAGGUGACCACAGUGGAGCCUCUGACAACCAGAGACACACAGACGACGGAUCCUACCACAACAUCGACCACCACAGAAAACGCCUCAGACAGAGCCACCACGGAGGAGCAGUCAAUUUCCAUUUCAUGGGUGCAGGAGGAGAAAACAACAAGCACACCCGACCUGGAGGGUCACCGCUCAGCUUCCCCAGCACCGGUUGAGGGAUCUCAAACGACUCCAGGCGUCGUUCACUUGACUACCUUCACAUCAGGCUCCAUCGUCGGGGCCACAGAAAUGGAAUCCAGGUCUGCGGUGUCUGAGUCCUUCGUAGUUGGAAGUCGCUGGACACCGUUCAAAGGCAUGAGCCCAAAGUCGGAGGAGAACAAAGCGUCGACGGCGACAGACAAGAAAGAAACAAACAACCCUUUCGGCAUUCUCGUCCCCAACUGGGCAUUUGGGCUCAUCCCAUCAGUGGAGAAUAACCCGUGCCAGACCAACCCCUGUCUCCACGGAGGGAGCUGCCUGCAGGAAGGUGACGGCUAUAGCUGCUACUGUCCACAGGGCUUCUCUGGAGAGAGCUGCGAGAUCGAUAUUGAUGACUGCCAGUCCAAUCCAUGCCAGAACGGAGGAACCUGCAUCGACGAGAUCAACUCCUUUGUGUGUCUUUGUCUGCCGAGCUACGGAGGAGCUACUUGUGAAAAGGACACAGAGGGCUGCGAGCACACAUGGAGGAAGUUCCACGGCCACUGCUACCGAUACUUCAGCCGGAGACACACGUGGGAGGACGCCGAGAAGGACUGCAGGGAGCACAGCGGCCACCUGGCGAGCAUCCACAGCCCGGCCGAGCAGAACUUCAUCAGAGGUCUAAGCCAUGACAACACCUGGAUCGGGUUAAACGAUCGCACUGUGGAGGACGACUUUCAGUGGACCGACAAGAUGGACCUGCAAUACGAGAACUGGCGCGAAAACCAGCCAGACAACUUCUUCGCGGGUGGAGAAGACUGCGUGGUCAUGAUCGCCCACGAGAACGGCAAAUGGAACGACGUCCCCUGCAACUACAACCUGCCCUAUGUCUGCAAGAAGGGAACAGUGCUUUGCGGAGCCCCGCCCACCGUGGAUAACGCCUUCCUGAUUGGUCGGAAGCGCUCCCACUACGACAUCCACUCGGUGGUGCGCUACCAGUGCGCCGACGGCUUCCUGCAGCGCCACGUGCCCACUGCCAAGUGUCGCGCCAAUGGCAAGUGGGACCGACCUAAAAUCAUCUGCAUAAAAUCCCGACGAGCCCACCGCUACCGGCGCCACCACCACAAGGGCAGGAGGGAGCGCAGGAAGCACAAGAGGCACGGCCACAGAGAGGGAGGGCACCACGGAGGCGAGCCGGGCCAGGGCCACAACCACGGCCACUUCUGAACCAAAAAAAAAAAAAAAACAACCCAUCCCCUUUACUUUUUCUCCCCUGCUGCCGACCGCAGUUUGCCUGUAUCCCAGUCGUCCCUUCCUCUCGGCCCCCCCCCACUACUCCACCCUACGCCCGCCUCCCUGCACCGCACUGCCCUGCCCUGCCCUUAGCUCCACCCCUGGCUCUCCGAGUCAGCCUGUAUCAUAGUCAACUCUGAGGCCCGCCGAAGUGCUGCAAGGCGUCGCCGGGACAAUAACAAGAUCCCCUUUGUACUCUUUUUACUUUCAUCCCUCUGGUUUUUUUUUUUCUUCCUCGUUUUAACUCGUCCACUCCUCAACCCGACCCAGUUACCUCCCCCCUUCCGAGCUCAACGAUGACCUGAAACACGGGGCGACGCUGACCUGGUUUUUUUUUUUGGGAAAUAAGACAACACCUUUGAGAUCCACAUCGAACAUUGUUUCGGAGAGAAGAGGUUUAGUACAAACUACAAAUAGGGACGACAUCACUGAGUAUGAAGAACAGACGAGUCGAGGGGAGACGUCCAUGUUGUCGACUUGAGCCUUUUCGUCUGUCGAACGCAUUAUUUUUUACGAAUACUCCGUGUUUAUUUCUCGUCUCCGCUGCUUUUGGUUGGCUCUUUGUAAAAACCUUGUACUUGACUCAAAGCGAGUUAUUCUGAAGCAGAUUUUAAUUGAUUUACUUUGAAUCAGAGGCAGUCGUAAUUGAAUAAUUUGAUUGUUAGCGUUGUAUCCUCUUUGUCAGUGUGAGACAGUUACUUUAGAUCAGAUGCUUAAACCCCCCCAGAGGAUAAAAAAAAUGCAAAAAACACACCGCGUCACAGUUCAGUUUCAUCACAUCACACGUCAGUCACUUUUCCAGAGGUGUCGAACGAUCUCAAACUGCUCUUGUUGUGUCAGACGCCCACCCCUGUCAGCGUCGAGGCGUUAAUCUGAACCUUUGAUGUCUCGACUCAGAUCUGCGAGCCCCACGUUUGCUUUGCCUUCUCUCAUAAUAUGUGUCGCUGUAAGGAUGUGUGCUGUGAAUUAAUGAAGAUGAUGCAGCAGGGUGAUGCGGCCCUCGCCGGAGUUUGGGUUUUUUUUUUUUUUUUUUCUCCAUCUGAUGAGGAGAAAUUAAGCCGUCAGCCACGAGAGACGGAGCGGGUUUAUCUGUCGCAGGUCUCAGCAAGAACAAGAUUUGAGAGGUGCAUGUGCAGAGUUCAGCUACACUGCAAAAAAAAAAAUAAAAAAUGUAUGUCUCUUUUUUUCAACUUUUUCUUAAAGCAAAAUUGUUUCUACACUUGGGUUGAGAUAAUAUUUGGGAGUGGGGAGCAAAUUAUCACAUCCCGAUUGAUUUAUGUUUUCUGCAGCAUCCCAACUUUGUCUGAAUCAGGGUUAGAUUAGAUACAAGAAAAAAAAAUUUGUAGCAUACCGUGCUCUGCAUCUAAACCAGGAUGAAUUCAGGAGAGCAGACACGAAAAGCAGGGGAGACUAAUGUUGAUGACUGAUCGUGAAUCAAAGCUGUGUGCACGGGGUAUAAGGAUGAAUAUAAGGCGAGGAUGUCUCUCAUUUCUGUGUGUGUGGUGUGUGUGUGUGUGUGCGCGCGCACGUCUAUGAUUGAGAACGCUGACAGUGUCUGAAAUCCCAGCGGCUGAUGAUAGAGGGUCAGCAGAGACUAAGGCCUCCCAUUUCUGGGCCAGGCUGAGUCUCGCGGCUGUUCACACCUGUGCUCGUUCCCCCGGCGUGUCCCGCUUUAAAGAGGGGAUUUGAGGCGGACAGAACAAGCUCUUAGCUCGCUUUUCCUACCCUUUUACUGCCGGGGUUAAAUUGGUGUGGUUUUUUUUUUUUUUUUGUUUAAAGCUAGCACUUGAUGUUCAGAGCCUCUGGGAUUACGUUGCCAACACCGACUCCGGCGCUUUUACCUUUUAUGUUCCUCCAUCUUGUUCAGCUUUUACCUCCACUACUUCUCAUUUAUCUUUGUCUCUGGACAUUAUUUUCACUGUCGCUGUCUUUUGGAGGAUAGACACUCGUGAAUUACGUUUAACCAGCUCUUUACUGGUGAAAGAGUGCACUCAGCGGCCUUUAACAUCUUAGAAAAAGGACACUGGUUUUUAUCAAGUCACACGAGGCGAGAGAGCCCGUCCUGUGCACAUUAAUUUGCUGCCUUUGUUUGUCUCCUCUCACCUUGGCAAUGACAACACCCCUCCGCCACUGGGAAGAGGAGUGAACCCGCACCUUUGUAUCAGUUUAAUUAAUCUACCGCAUGCCUAAUUAACAAGUUGCAUUAUCCGCAGGAACCGCAGAGCUGCGAUGACGAGGCAAGGGUUAGCUUGACGGACAGACAGUGGAAGGUUGAGGGUGACGGACGGGAGGGCCCGGAGAGCUGUCACAGCCAUCAAACCCCUCCUGUCGUUUCUUAUAGAUGUCAGCUUGCUGUCCGCGAAAAUGGAUUGAGCACCGAUGGUUGAAUGAAGGGGCAGACUGAAGCCCCUCUCACAGUAAUUCAAAUCAGAGCUGAUGCCCACGGACAGUGUAAUUACAGUCGUGCUCAGCUGUGUGACAGGAGUACAAAACUUUCUAAAAAAAAAAGCGAUGAGGGGGAGCUGUAUCUCGGCUGGAGAAAAAAAAGAGAGAGAGAGAGAGAGAGAGCAUGUGGAGACACGUUGGGACGAAAACGUAAUUGAUUAUCGCUAUCCGUCGAGAUUGGAAAAACAUCAUCUGAAUAUGAAUGGAUGUUUAAUCUGCUGUUCGCUCUUUUCUCUCUUCUUUCGCCUUUUGCAGAGAUUAUUAGCCGACCACCAAAAUACCACAGAUUUAUGUUAAUCUUCUAACCGUAAUGAAGAUUUGAUGAAUGAGCGGAUAAAGUUUCGAGAAGUUUCGAGCAGAUUUCUUUCACAGAGCAGCCCGAAAUGGACACCGAGUGAAAAGAUGUCUUUGUGGUGGCGAUGGUCACCCUCUGAGCUGUGUGUGUCUGUGUGUGUCUGUGGUUGUGUGUGUUGGCUCUUAAGGAGGACAGCUUGCUUCUGGCCCGUCCUCUGGGACUGGGUUAGUUUUUUGUUCUCUGGUUUUGAAGAUGCCAAGUUGUCUCACACUCACAGCUUCUUCUUCUUCUUCUUCUUUUUUUUUUUACUCUUUCAGAAUUGGAUUCAUGCAAAAACACACACAUUAUUCUUCACACUUCUUCCUCUUCAUAUUUCAAACACAUUGACUCUGUCUCUCAGAAGUCUCUCUCCCUCUCUCUGUCUCUCCCUUCGAUUUUGACUCCUUUCAUCUCCUCCCCUCAUCGGUCUUUCUAGUGGAAGCCCCCGAGGGCAGGCAGACACACAUAGACGAAGACUUAUAAUUGUGAGGCUUAAUUAUGAAGAGGAAUUGACUUAACAGAGGUUGCUGCCAGCUGUCUCUCGGCACAGCAGGGAAGCAUGGUGCCCGAGGGGAGAGGAGCGGGCGAGCCGCUGAGCUUCUCCGCCGCCAGAAGGCCUUUCCUCAGCCUUUCCUCAGCCUCAGCCGCCAGGCCUCGCUGUUCGCGGCUCGAAGCGGAGGGCUCUUCAGCAGAGAUGAGAUAACAGCGGGAUUGCCGGGUGUGUGCGACUACAUCUCUGCGCUCUCGUAGCCGCGACUGUCUGAUUGCGCGCUGUCUAAAGUGCAGCAACAAGGAGCACAGCUUGGUUAAAUGUGGUGUACGUGUCGCGUGUCUGGCCGGUCAGCGUGACAGGAGGGACGCAAACAAGUCGGAGGAAAUUGACUUUCGGGGUACGCUUGUGUCGCACAGGCGUUCAGGCGCACCUAUGCAAUUUUCUUUUCACACACACACACACACACAAAAAAAGGCACAACCAGGCAAAACAAAUAAAACAUUUCCAGGUGAGAGAGCAUGUGAAACUGAAGGGCGCUUAUACACCUGUCAGUUAACAUCCAAGCAUGGAAUUAGAUAUAAUCGGACAACGAACACAAAAAAAAAAGGCCUCAAAGUUGAAACAAGUAAGCAUAUGCAUGAAUACAGGCAGGAGCUGCAGUGACUGUUUCCUAAGAGCCGCUCUCCUUAGUUACUGUUGCUAUGCCUGUCAAGCUCUCUGUCCUUGCAUGGUGCAGUAAUCCUUUGCAAUGAUGACAGAUCAGAUUUAAACUCUUGAGAGCUUGAUUUCAGACGGAGGCAGACAAGAGCAGAGGUUUUUAUAUUUCUGACCAGCCACAGUCUGGCUUCACGGGCUUAAACGACAAGUGUGCUGCCGCAAGGCUUCAUCGGCUGUGGCUAGCUGGCUAACUUACUUAGCUUACAUACUUGGACAAGCAAGACAAGUUACAUUUUUAAACAGUAUUUUUCAUUCAUGGCAAGACAAGUGGAUUGGAAAUGCAAAGGUUGCUGGAUUCAGUUAUGCAGGACAGAGCCAGUAACGUUGAGCCUGCACUCAAAUAUAGCAUCCAGGACCAGCUGGAAAAGUGCUGCACAGUGUGUGUGCCAGUCGGGAACAGGGUGCUUAAUGUAACUUGUAAUGUGGUGUGAAAUCAACCUGGUCUUGGAGGAAAUGCUUCGUUAUUGUGGAUCUCACGACUUUUGUUUGCAAUACCUGCCCUACUCUGCAUCUGACUGGUUUGCGUUAUCGUUUUUGCACUAUAAAAGCCUCACAGCAUCAAGUUUUUCUACCAGAGGAAGUGAGAGAAGCUAUUGAUAGGUCCCGUCUUCUUGAAGAAAAACCUAGAAAAGAUUCUGAGAGAGACGUUUGUGGCCCCGAUGGACAGCAAGAGGACACCACAAGGGACAUGAGAAUUUGCUAGCCAUCGUGCUUUUUUUCCUUACUGUAUGUUCAGUUCAGUGAUUGUCUGGUGUUAAUGGGUUGUUUCCAUAGUUUUUUGCCGUUUGUGUUGUUUCCAUAGUUUUGUUUAACACCUCGCUCUGCCCGCUGUCAAGACUUACUGUGGAGGCCUCAUGGCGAACAGUGUGAAAGAGCAACUGAGGAUCUCUGUUUCCUACUCGCGCCGUAACAAAUGAACCUGAUGCAUUUUAAACACGGCGCUCGUCAGCGAUGGCAGCCUGAUAAGAGCGGCGGAGGCUGCUGUCCUCAGUCGCUCACAGACAGACUAUUGAUUUCGCGAUUAGGCUGUCUGUCUUGGGUUCCCAUUAAGUCUGUCGAUGGCAUUGAUGGCGAAAUAGCGUCGACUGACCGCUGGAUGUUUUCUAAGUGACAGGAAAGCAGACUGUCAUAGCUCACUGCACUCCUCUGUAUCCCCGAGAACAGGCAAGUCAGGUACUCUCCCAUGUAAUUGCUUCGACUCUUGCGUCAUUAUCUUCUUUUUCAAUUUUUAUCUUCAUCUCAUUAAACUUUUCCAAAAACCCUUUUCCCGCCGUGGACUGCUGAAUCACUUCCUCUCUGCUCAGUAUCUAAUAUACCCUUAGUGGUACCCACGUGGCAUUGCAGCUCUGUCAGAGUUGAGACUACUCAUCAUUGUCGAUUGUUGGGAUGAAUGGAAACCUGUUACGGUGAGAGAAUGAGAAAUGAAAGAGACGGACGCAGAGCAGAAAACCAAUGACAGACACUCCUCCUCUGUGAUGUAAAUACUCUGAGGUUUUUCUUUCCCCCUUUUUUUAAACAAAAAAACAAAAAAAAAAUCCAUUUAAACUCUGGGUGUGUUCGUUGCUUAGCCUCUCUGGACCAUAUUCACACAGCCUCCGUGGAUCCAAAAACACAUCUCCCACACACAGGAGAGCUGUAAGAGAGGAGAUAUUUGAACAUGCAGAGAAAUAAGACUGUCCUGCACGACACCUCAGUUUGCAGCUCGCCACUGUACGUAUUCAUGUCGACUGUGAACACAGAUACAUUAAAACUGCAACUGAGCAGGUCUGCGGCUGUGUGAAUCUGGUCCACGUGUAUUUAUCCAUAUUUAUUGAUGUAUGUUCUUAUGAAUUUCCGGUCCUGUCAUUGUAUUAUAUUCUUUACAAGACAAAUGAUCAUUAAAGGAAACCCUUGUUUGGAUCCGUUA
Molecule: messenger RNA, 10719 nt
Organism: Acanthopagrus latus (yellowfin seabream)
Lineage: Eukaryota; Metazoa; Chordata; Actinopteri; Spariformes; Sparidae
Gene: ncanb
Product: neurocan b
Exons: 20
Coding region: 721-4758 (1345 amino acids)
Biological process (GO): cell adhesion
Molecular function (GO): hyaluronic acid binding; calcium ion binding
Source: RefSeq, a predicted model, not a curated record